Molecule: messenger RNA, 714 nt
Organism: Aureobasidium namibiae CBS 147.97
Lineage: Eukaryota; Fungi; Ascomycota; Dothideomycetes; Dothideales; Saccotheciaceae
Exons: 3
Coding region: 1-714 (237 amino acids)
Molecular function (GO): protein binding
Source: RefSeq, a predicted model, not a curated record
AUGGCACUCGGUGGCCUUGUGCUCACGUCCAACGGUAAUCCCGCUGAAGAGGCCGAUGGUUUCCCAAAUAUGAAGUCUGUGUAUCAGUAUCAACCGGACGGAUACAUGAUCAACUUCUUCAACGACCAGAGACUCUCCGAUAUCACUAUCAUCUUUUCAGGCAAGAAGAUAUUGGGUCACAAGAUUAUCCUUGCAACUCACUCGUCCUACUUCCAGGAGGUACUCGGGGGCUCGCCCACGGUCUCGGAGAUCAACCUCGGCAUUGAGCACGACAUUGCUGCUACAGAAGUCUUCCUAGAAAAUAUGUACUUGCUCUCGCCCUAUUCUCGCACUUCUGAUCCUGGACGUUCGCUAGUAUUCUUCGCCGAGAUGUACCUGCUGGCGAAACGAUACGGUCGCGAAGAUGAAGUCCGCGUGUACCAGAAUCUUUUCUCCGGUAUUCUAGAGGGGGAACCAUUCUCCAAUGAACAUAUUGCGGGUGUGGCGGCUCUAUGCGGUCCAGACUCUUCCAGAUACGCGGAUACACCCUUCCCAGACACAGCUUUCGAGGAAUUAUGUGCGAACAUUCCGUAUCUAGACAACAAGGAGCGCGGGACACUCAAGAAGAAGCUCGAGGAAGGAUCGAUGUUCAAAGCCACAUUCUUAGGACGCUUUGCUGUCGAGAUGCUCGACAGAUUUCUGAUGGUAUACGACGGAAAGUCGCCUCCAUUCUAG